Nymphalis io (European peacock) is the source of this 1461-nucleotide messenger RNA. RefSeq lists its product as uncharacterized. The transcript has 6 exons. NCBI's taxonomy places the organism in Eukaryota, Metazoa, Arthropoda, Insecta, Lepidoptera, Nymphalidae. The record is from RefSeq and is a predicted model, not a curated record. Gene Ontology annotation, molecular function: nucleic acid binding. The coding region runs from base 1 to 1461 and encodes 486 amino acids.
AUGUGCGAUCUAUGUUCGCCGGCACUUCCCGAAACGAAAAACUUCGAUCAAUUGGUAAAACUAUUAUCCGAUCACCUAGAACCACAACGCUCAGAAAUAGCCGAACGCCACGUGUUUCGGUUACGUAGACAACGCCCCGGCGAGCCUCUCAUGGAUUAUCUUCACAACCUUAAACACCUGGCAACAACAUGUAAUUUUGGGAGUACGCUGGAAGAAAACCUACGAGAUCAAUUUGUGUCUGGAUUGGUCAAUGAAGUGAUGCGGUCUAGAAUAUUCGCGGAGAGAAAUAUCAAAUUUAAGGAGGCGGUGGAGUUGGCUCUGGCGCUGGAGGCUGCAGAGAAGCACGCGGAGGUGAGCGGGGCGACGUCGGUCCCGACUACGGCCUCGUGUGCAGGCGGCGAGGGCGCAGAAGCCCUGCAUCAGGCGAGCGACCGGCGCGGCCCGGCGCGGCGGCCCUCGGCUGUGGCCGGCGGCGGCGCGCGCGCCCGCGGCCGGAGGGAUGCGGACGAGGUGCGCUGUUGGAGAUACGCGAGUGCCUCCGAGGAUGAGGACUUCUUCAAUAUCGAAUUGGCGGCUAAAGAUAAGUUAGGUACGUGUAAGAAAACAAUUCAAUUGCAUCUCACGGAUAAGGAACCGGUUUAUGUAAGGGCACGCCCCGUUCCCAUCGCGCUGCGCGGCCGCGUCGAGAACGAGCUCGAGCGCCUCGAGCGCGAGGGUUAUACCUACCGCGUGGACCACUCGGAGUACGGAACUCCGAUCGUCCCCGUGGUGAAGGAAUGCGGCGAAAUACGUAUUUGCGGGGACUAUAAAAUUACGAUAAACCCGAAAUUAAAACGUGAUUAUUACCCUUUGCCUCGUAUAGAGGAAUUGUUUGCAGCAUUGAGUGGGGCGCUGGGCGGCGCGGUUAUCGGCUUACGAAUUUUCGGUAGAAUUUGUGCGUUCGUGCGAGAACAGUCCGGCCGAUGCGUUAUCCCGCUUACCCCUGCCGUGCGAACACCGAUCAUCAUCGCCUGCGCCGUUAAGGAUAUAGAAAAUUUGUGUCGGAAUUGCGAAGCGUGUCGCAUGGUUCGAGACGCACCCCCGCGGGCUACUUUGCAUCCGUGGGAAUUUCCUCUUCAUCCGUGGCAACGCUUACAUGCGGACUUCGCUGAAUGUGCAGGAAAAAAAUAUUUAAUAUUAAUCGACGCGCACUCCAAGUGGCUGGAAGUUCAUAUAUCAACGGCACCAUACAGACCUCAAGGUAACGGCGCGGCUAAGAAUGCCGUAAAAACCGUAAAAAAAGUCACAAAACGUGCAGUAUACUUAAAAGAGGAUGUGUCUUUGUCCCUAUUGAAAUUUCUUUUUCAGUAUCGAAACUGUGAAAAUGCUACUACGGGAGUUUCUCCGGCCGUCGCGUUGUUAGGACGUCGCUUACGAGGACGUCUGGACGCGUUACGCCCGAACGUGUCAAAGGUCGUUUAG